Lactuca virosa is the source of this 1653-nucleotide messenger RNA. Lineage: Eukaryota; Viridiplantae; Streptophyta; Magnoliopsida; Asterales; Asteraceae. The record is from the annotation of a GenBank genome assembly.
AUGACAGGUUUCACGAGGAAGUCAAAGAUCUUGUUAGUAUCUGCUUCGAUUCUACUCAUAGUGGUCGGAGUUAACUCUUCGAACAUCGUCAAAUCAUCAUGUAGCCUCACUCUCCACCCUAACCUCUGCUACUCCACGCUUUCCGGCGUCACUGAAAAGGUCAACACGCCAAAUGACGUCAUCGGACUGGCUGUCAACAAAACCAAGGAGAUAGUCCAACGGAACUACUUCACCAUAAAGAAGCUUACACUUAGGACAAAUCUUACACAACGUGAGAAAAUCGCUCUCCAUGACUGUCUGGAAAUGGUCGCCGACACCCUCCAAGAACUCAACCAGGUCAUCGUUUUACUGGAGACAUAUCCCACCAAGAAAGGGAUUCGCCUUCGCCGACAUGUCGAUGACUUAAUGACACUCAUGAGCACCACUCUCACCAACCAAGAAACAUGUAUCGAUGGAUUCUCCCACGACAAACAUGAUAGGCAGCUUCGUGAAUCGCUUAUCGACGGCGAGAUCAACGCCGGGAGGUUAUGUAGCAACUCACUGGCCAUGAUCAAGAACAUGACCGACACAGAUAUGGCUAAUGAUCAAGUCAAUACAAUCGGCAGGAAGUUAAAGGAGGAGUGGCCGGAGUGGUUAUCCGCCGGAGAUAGGAGGCUGUUGCAGUCAGGGACUGUGACACCUAACGUAGUUGUUGCCGCAGAUGGAAGUGGGGACUUUACAACGGUUUCUGCUGCCGUUGCGGCUGCUCCUAACAGAAGCACAACCAGAUCAUCCACAAUAAUCACCGCUAGCCGAAGUGUCGCCGGCGGCGUCACCACGUUCAAUUCCGCUACUGUCGCGGCGGUGGGUGCCGGAUUCCUAGCACGGGGCGUAACCUUUCAAAACUCGGCAGGGCCUUCCGGGAAUCAAGCGGUGGCGCUACGUGUCGGGUCAGACCUAUCUGCAUUCUACCAAUGCGGCAUGAUAGCAUACCAAGACACCCUUUACGUCCACUCAAAUCGUCAAUUUUACAUCAACUGUUACAUCGCCGGCACGGUUGACUUCAUCUUCGGCAAUGCCGCCGCCGUGUUGCAAGACUGCGACAUCCACGCCCGUCGUCCUAACCCAAACCAAAGGAACAUGUUUACAGCUCAAGGCCGGAGCGACCCUAAUCAGAACACAGGGAUUGUGAUUCAAAGAUCAAGGAUAGGAGCUACGUCUGACCUUAUACCGGUUCAAGCAAGCUUUCCGUCGUACCUGGGUAGACCAUGGAGGAACUUCUCGAGAACGGUGGUGAUGCAAUCAACGAUUAGUGACGUGAUUAACCCAGCAGGAUGGUUUCCUUGGGAUGGGGAUUUUGCGUUGGAUACCUUGUAUUACGGAGAGUAUCAGAAUACAGGGGCUGGGGCUGAUACAUCGAAUAGAGUGACAUGGCCGGGGUACAGGGUGAUUACCAGUGCGACGGAGGCCGGAGGUUUUACUGCCGGAAACUUUAUCAAUGGUGGUAAUUGGUUAGCAGGCACCGGUUUCCCUUUUUCUCUUGGGCUUUGAGGAAUAUUUGAGUCUGUAUAUGAAGAAUGAUUGAAUAAGUUGUUUAAUAUAAUAACAACAAAUAUUGUAUUCCCUUGAAUCCAAUAUUGUAAGUUUCACCAUAAAUGAAGUAAAAAGGUAAAG